Diuraphis noxia (Russian wheat aphid) is the source of this 791-nucleotide messenger RNA. RefSeq lists its product as uncharacterized. The record is from RefSeq and is a predicted model, not a curated record. NCBI's taxonomy places the organism in Eukaryota, Metazoa, Arthropoda, Insecta, Hemiptera, Aphididae.
UAAUAGUAAAUACAUAUACCUAAAGUGUUUUUAAUUAUUUUCACCGGGCACAUGGCACGCGGUUUUCGCGGGCAUCAGUCCGACGUCGCGUUGGCGCUGUAAUAGCACGAUCACGUGCGCACCGUCCGGUUUACAAUCAAUUUUUUUGUCUUUUUUUUAUUAUUAAUUUUUUACCGUCGUCGUCAUUCUCRUCCCGUUUAUACAACCGUUUAUUCGCGUCAUGAACGAUAUUCUAAAUCGUAGUAGUUAAGUUAUCCUGCAGUGUAUAUAUAAGGGUAGUCGAGCGUUUUCGAAAUUCGUGCACACUGGAUCAUUGUAUCCAAUUCAUCGCCUCUGUGUUAAGUAAUAUACCUAAACUACAAAAUACUAUUCAUUCACGUGACUUUGCCUCAACAAUGACCGAAAAGCCUAGAGUCGUGUCCGCUUGCAUGAAGCGAAUCAUCCGGACCAACGGACGAACGCAACAGAGACCUUUGAUAUCAGGCUUGGUAACGGCCACGUUGGGAGACGAUUCGGCAUGUGCUGCUGCCGGUGACGAGACGUUCAGCGGCCGCAGCGUGGCCGAAGUACGAGCUGGACACCUGUUGAUCCGKUGGGAUGGGCCGGCCGGUUACUGUUGGAAGCUAUUCCUCCGGUACUUGAACCUCACAGCCACCGAACACGCCACCUACGGGUUCAGUCUCAUCCGGCCCGGAAGCAAUUCGCCCAUCGUCACCGUAGUGUGCUAUCUAGUUAGCUUAGUAGCUGUGGAUAAUGAAUGGAUUCCUCCGGCAAAAUAUGAGCAGACAUAA